GGAGUCACGGAUCCUUCACGGAGCGGCGAGCUGGCGGCUAAGAGAACUGGGCAUGCUCCGUGCUGGCUGCGGCGUAGGUUUUAGUCACAAGUAGGAAGAAGUCAGAGCGCUGUACCGGCAAAGAGAAGCCGGAGCCGGCAACGCGACUGUAAGGUCCGCUGUCGCCGCCUCUGAACCGGAGCAGGAGCGGGCGAGGGGACCCUGAGCCGCUCCGCCUGUCCUCUGCUGCUGUGUCCGUGCGGUGCGUGGGAUCUCCCCCACUUCCCGCGGCGAGUACCCCGCUGCUGCAGCGGGAGCAGAACUGACCCUCGCUCCCUUCCUCCCUUCCUCCUCCGGCCACCGCCCGAGGGCGCCCCCCGGGGGCAGAGCAGCCGCCCGCCGCCUUUUGCAAGCAGCUGAGUGUGGAGCUCGCGCUCCGCGCCCGGAGCGAGCCGCCGCCGUCACCCCAGUAGGAGGAGGAGGGGGAAGAGGAGGGGGCGGCCAUGGGGCUGCUGUCCCAGGGCUCCCCGAUGAGCUGGGAGGAGACCCAGCGCCACGCUGACCACGUGCGGCGACACGGGAUCCUCCAGUUCCUGCACAUCUACCACGCCGUCAAGGACCGGCACAAGGACGUGCUCAAGUGGGGUGACGAGGUGGAGUACAUGUUGGUGUCUUUUGAUCAUGAACAUAAAAAAGUCCGGUUGGUCCUAUCUGGAGAGGAAGUUCUUGAAACUCUACAAGAAAAAGGAGAACGGUCAAACCCAAAUCACCCUACCCUUUGGAGACCAGAGUACGGGAGUUACAUGAUUGAAGGGACACCUGGGCAACCAUAUGGAGGGACAAUGUCUGAGUUCAACACAGUUGAAGACAACAUGAGAAAACGUCGAAAGGAAGCAACAGCUUUACUGGAAGAAAAUCAAGCUCUUUGCACAAUAACUUCAUUUCCCAGAUUAGGCUGUCCUGGGUUCACAGAGCCUGAGUGCAAACCCAAUCCAGUUGAAGCUGGAGCUUCCAAGUCCCUCUUCUUUCCUGAUGAAGCAAUAAACAAGCACCCUCGUUUCAGUACUCUCACAAGAAAUAUCCGACACAGGAGAGGAGAAAAGGUUGUCAUCAAUGUACCAAUAUUUAAGGACAAGAACACACCAUCUCCAUUUAUAGAAACAUUUCCUGAGGAUGAUGAAGCGGCAAAGGCUUCUAAGCCUGACCAUAUUUACAUGGAUGCCAUGGGAUUUGGAAUGGGCAAUUGUUGUCUUCAGGUAACAUUCCAAGCCUGCAGCAUAUCUGAAGCCAGAUAUCUUUAUGAUCAGUUGGCCACUAUCUGCCCAAUUGUUAUGGCUUUGAGUGCUGCAUCUCCUUUUUACCGAGGCUAUGUGUCAGACAUUGAUUGUCGCUGGGGAGUGAUUUCUGCAUCUGUAGAUGAUAGAACUCGGGAAGAGAGAGGACUGGAGCCACUGAAGAACAAUCAUUAUAGGAUUAGUAAAUCUCGGUAUGAUUCAAUAGACAGUUAUUUAUCUCAGUGUGGUGAAAAAUAUAAUGACAUUAACCUCACAAUUGACAAAGAAAUCUAUGAACAACUGUUGCAAGAAGGACUUGAUCAUCUCCUGUCCCAGCAUGUUGCUCAUCUUUUUAUUAGAGACCCAUUGACUCUUUUUGAAGAGAAAAUACACCUGGAUGAUGCCAAUGAAUCUGAUCAUUUUGAGAAUAUUCAGUCGACAAAUUGGCAGACAAUGAGAUUUAAGCCCCCUCCUCCAAACUCAGAUAUUGGAUGGAGAGUAGAAUUUCGACCUAUGGAGGUUCAGCUAACUGACUUUGAAAAUUCUGCAUAUGUGGUUUUUGUGGUGUUACUUACCAGAGUAAUACUGUCAUACAAAUUGGAUUUUCUCAUUCCACUCUCAAAGGUCGAUGAAAACAUGAAAGUAGCACAGAAACGAGAUGCUGUCUUGCAGGGAAUGUUUUAUUUCCGAAAGGAUAUUUGCAAAGGUAGCAACGCCGUGGUGGACGGUUGUGGCAAGGCCCAGAACAGCACAGAGCUGGCUGUAGACGAUUAUACCCUGAUGAGCAUUGAUACCAUCAUCAAUGGGAAGGAAGGGGUGUUUCCUGGAUUGAUUCCGAUUCUCAACUCUUACCUUGAAAAUAUGGAAGUAGAUGUGGACACCAGGUGUAGUAUUCUGAACUACCUAAAACUGAUUAAGAAGAGAGCAUCUGGAGAACUAAUGACCGUUGCCAAGUGGAUGAGGGAGUUCAUAGCAAACCAUCCUGACUAUAAGCAAGACAGUGUGGUAACUGAUGAAAUGAACUAUAGUCUUAUUUUGAAGUGCAACCAAAUUGCAAAUGAGUUAUGUGAAUGCCCGGAGCUACUUGGACCAGCAUUUAGGAAAGCAAAAUAUAGUGGAAGUAAAACUGACUCUUCCAACUAAAUAUUCUGUAGAAGGGGAAAAAACGCACUGCUGUUUGUUGAAGAACUGACUGCAGAACUCUCAGCUCAUAAAUUAUCUGAAGGACAAACUGCACUAUUUGUUGGGCCAGUCGACAAGAAAUGAACUUAGAGGGAGGGUUUCUUCAGUAAAGUUAGAGUUUAUACAGUAUACAUGUACAAAGUAAAGUAUUUUUAUGAUUAACAAUGUAUUUUAAUAACAGUAUAUCUAAGUCAUUGUGAACUGGCUUGUACAUUUUCAAUUCUUACUCUGGAGCAGCUACUGUCUAAGCAAUUUUGUAAAUGCAAUGUACUGGUAAUUGCACUAUAUUUGCAUUCCAGAGUUUAAAAUGUUUACUGUAAAAAUAUUUUUUCUAGUGGGACCUGAUUCACUGAAAUUUGUCACUUUUUUAAUAACAGGUUGUCUUGUUAAUUUUUUAUAACUCACCUCCUCUGUUAUACGCAUAAAAUCACUAUCAAAUCCAUUGAAGUUUGCUUGAAGGAUAAUCUUGGAUUUCUGGCACCUUACUGAUUUUUUGUUUGUUUUAUUUUGUUUUGUUUUGUUUUUGGUAAUGAGAAUAACAAGCCAUUUGGUUACCCUGUCCUAAGCUUUCAUUAUUAAGUAAAACCUACUAAACU
Messenger RNA from Erinaceus europaeus (western European hedgehog), 3031 nucleotides. It is a transcript of the gene GCLC, whose product is annotated as glutamate-cysteine ligase catalytic subunit. The transcript is spliced from 16 exons. Gene Ontology annotation, molecular function: glutamate-cysteine ligase activity. The record is from RefSeq and is a predicted model, not a curated record. Gene Ontology annotation, cellular component: glutamate-cysteine ligase complex. Gene Ontology annotation, biological process: glutathione biosynthetic process. NCBI's taxonomy places the organism in Eukaryota, Metazoa, Chordata, Mammalia, Eulipotyphla, Erinaceidae. The coding region runs from base 483 to 2396 and encodes 637 amino acids.